Molecule: messenger RNA, 3144 nt
Organism: Canis lupus familiaris (dog)
Lineage: Eukaryota; Metazoa; Chordata; Mammalia; Carnivora; Canidae
Gene: LGI3
Product: leucine rich repeat LGI family member 3
Exons: 8
Coding region: 102-1766 (554 amino acids)
Biological process (GO): regulation of exocytosis
Cellular component (GO): synaptic vesicle
Molecular function (GO): protein binding
Source: RefSeq, a predicted model, not a curated record
AGCGGCGGCGGCGGGCGGCGGGGAGGCGCAGCCGGCGGGGUGGCCGAGAGCCGCGGGGCGGGGGCCGCGGCCGGUGGCCCGGGGCAGAGCUUGCAGGCAGCAUGGCGGGGCCGCGCGCCGGCCGGGGCUCCGGGCUCGGGCUCGGGCUCGGGCUCGGGCUGCUGGCGCUGUCCGCGCUCGGCUGCUGUCUGAUGCUGCAAGUCGGCGCCAAGAGGCCCCCCAAGACGCCCCCCUGCCCGCCCAGCUGCUCCUGCACCAGGGACACCGCCUUCUGCGUGGACUCUAAGGCAGUGCCCAGGAACCUGCCCUCCGAGGUCAUCUCUCUGACGCUGGUGAAUGCUGCCUUCUCUGAGAUCCAGGAUGGAGCGUUUUCCCACCUGCCACUGCUGCAGUUCCUGUUACUCAACUCCAACAAGUUUACUCUGAUUGGAGACAACGCUUUCACAGGACUGUCACACCUCCAGUACCUCUUCAUUGAGAAUAAUGACAUCUGGGCACUCUCCAAGUUCACCUUCAGAGGACUCAAGUCUUUGACACACCUAUCACUGGCCAACAAUAACCUGCAGACACUGCCUAGAGACAUCUUUCGGCCCCUGGACAUCCUGAGUGACUUGGACCUGCGGGGCAACUCGCUCAACUGCGACUGCAAGGUGAAGUGGCUGGUGGAGUGGCUGGCACACACCAACACCACUGUGGCCCCCAUCUAUUGCGCCAGCCCUCCUCGCUUCCAAGAGCACAAGGUGCAGGACCUGCCACUGCGGGAAUUCGACUGCAUCACCACGGAUUUCGUGCUGUACCAGACCCUGCCUUUCCCAGCAGUGUCAGCCGAGCCCUUCCUUUACUCCAGUGACCUCUAUUUGGCUCUGGCCCAGCCAGGUGCCAGUGCUUGCAGUGUUCUCAAGUGGGACUAUGUUGAACGGCAGCUUCGAGAUUAUGAUAGAAUCCCAGCCCCCUCCGCGGUGCACUGCAAGCCAAUGGUGGUAGACAGCCAGCUGUACGUGAUUGUGGCCCAGCUGUUUGGUGGCUCUUACAUUUACCACUGGGACCCCAACACCACGCGCUUCACCAAGCUGCAGGAUAUCGACCCACAGCGUGUGCGCAAGCCCAACGACCUAGAGGCUUUCCGCAUCGACGGUGACUGGUACUUUGCCGUGGCCGACAGCUCCAAGGCGGGGGCCACCAGCCUCUACCGCUGGCACCAGAAUGGCUUCUAUUCCCACCAGGCCCUGCACGCCUGGCACCGAGACACCGACCUGGAGUUUGUGGAUGGUGAGGGCAAACCACGGUUGAUUGUGUCCAGUAGCUCGCAGGCACCUGUGAUCUAUCAGUGGAGCCGCACCCAGAAGCAGUUUGUGGCUCAGGGUGAGGUGAGCCAGGUGCCCGAUGCCCAGGCUGUGAAACACUUCCGUGCCGGGCGCGACAGCUACCUGUGCCUCAGCCGUUACAUCGGCGACUCUAAGAUCCUGCGCUGGGAGGGCACCCGCUUCUCCGAGGUGCAGGCCCUGCCCUCCCGGGGCUCCCUGGCCAUGCAGCCCUUCCUCGUGGGUGGCCGCCGCUACCUGGCGCUGGGGAGUGAUUUCUCCUUCACGCAGAUCUACCAGUGGGAUGAGGGGCGCCAAAAGUUCGUGCGGUUCCAGGAGCUGGCUGUGCAGGCCCCACGGGCAUUCUGCUACAUGCCUGCGGGGGACGCCCAGCUGCUCCUGGCCCCCAGCUUCAAGGGACAGACGCUCGUGUACCGGCACGUAGUGGUGGACCUCAGUGCCUAGAGCGGUGCCGAGUCCUCUGGGCGCUCGGGUGGCCCCUGGAGGCUAGCAUAGAAGUCUCUGUGUGAGCAGCAUGUGUGCCCGUGUGAAGACACAUGUAACCAACCUGCAUACGUGCCCUCACAGAUGCCCCCCGUGCCCCCCCGUGAGCAUGGGCACACACUGUGGACUAGCCCAGGGGAGCCGCUUACCGUAGUUGUGACAGCAUGAAGACUUGUAUAUGCACCAGGCAAGCCUGCAGCCCUGUGCCCUCUCAUGUGUGGGCACAUGUCGGUCCCACACCCCUACCUGAAGGCCCCCUGCCCCGUGAUCUGCCACUUUCCCCAUGCUCUGGCCCCAGGGGAAGAGUGGGAGGGGCAGAGCCACCCCCUCCUCCUGUUUUUCGGCUUAUCUUCUCAGCUCUCUGGCCUCUCCUUGUCGGUGCUCCAGGUGUGUGUUUAUCUACUCACGCUCCGCAUUGCAGCCCACGGCCACAUCCUUCACCCUACUGGGUUCACUCACCCAUGCUGUCCUCCUUGUGCAUGCACCCAGGGAUGCUGAUGGACACCCUCAGUUACACAUGCACACGCACCUGUUGACAUUCCCACUUCUGUGUGCAUAUGUCCAGAUUCAGUGUGGCCUAAGGACGGUCUCCUUCAUCACCUUGACUCUUUUCUUGGAGAAGGCACACAGCACCUGCCCUCCUCUGCUCAUCCCUGGUGUGCCUACCUUGUAGCUGAUAAGGAUGGGAAUGGUGGUGCCUGCCUCUGGGUACCAGCUUGGUCUCCUGGGGGCAAAGCCCCUCUGCCUAAAGCAAUAACAAAGCAGACCCUGAGUUCUUCUGGGGGCUCUCUCUGUUCUCACUGGAGUUUCCUGCUCUGAGCCUGAAUCCAGCUCACCUGUGGACAGGAGACCACCUGGAAAAAAGCCUUUCAGCUCUUCUUUACUGUAGCUGCCCCAUCUUCAGACCACCCAUUGGUUCAGCCCCACCUCUGGGCUGUGGUGGGUUCAAGAGCUGGCCACUCCGGGGGCUCUGCAAGUACCUGGGCCAACUGGGUGGGUGCCAAGAGUGGAAUGGGGCUAGAGAGCAUCUUAGGGAUCCUAGGGCUUCUCCGAUCCACAGAGGCAGGCCGCAGGCAUUGCCUUUUAUUGCAAGCUGAGCGAUAGAGGGGGUGAGGGUCCGGUAGAAGCAGCACCUGGGAGCCAAGCUUCUGCUGCCCUCUGCUGUAUGCUGGGAAUAGACAGCUCUGAGCUGCAAGGCCAGUGGAGAAGGCAUGGGGUGGGGAAAUUUCUCUGUGUCCAGACUGUGUGAGGGCCUACUGGUGGCAGGAUGCCCAGGAGCACUCAGGGGCAAUGUGAUGAUUCACUGCUGCAAAUAAAAAUUUCCCACCCCAUUACUGAC